AUGCUGACCUUUCUUUCUCACGGAAGCGCAGUCGUUUUAACGUGUUUUAUCAUACUUUACUGUUUUUCUAACCGUAAUAUUUUUUGUACCACGUGUGUUUCAAAGCCUUGCAGAAGAAUAGGUAAGAAUGGUGACAAUUCUCAAAGCAGAAACCAACGUUUGCUAGACUUUGCUACGAAAGAAGUGAAGAGCUUUCGUUCAUAUAAUGCCUUUCCAGGUUCAUUGAAUUACUAUAACGGCUUACGCUUUUAUAUUCAUAUUAAUUCAGACUCUAUUGAACUAGCGGAAGGCUUACAGUGUGUAAAGCAACGCUUUCCUGAAUAUUUUGUACCAGAUGCGGGUGAAGACUUUCAAGCUGCAGUCAAGCUACUUUUUGUUCAAUCUUCACUGGAUCAGAAAGCACGUCGUCGCAUCAAAGUUACUGUUUCAGAUACAAAUCUGAUUACAAUAUAUUUCUCAGAAAGAAUAGAAGCAUUUCUUGCACUAGGACGUUUGAUGGUUGCAGCAAGAAAUGCACCUUUUGGUCCUGUCAAAAGUAAGCAAGCAUUAAUCACUGCUGGAAUGGAAUUCGAAAUUAAUGUUACAGUUGAAGAACUGGGUUUCAAAUUAGAUACUAGUUCAGGAGGGGUGCCUCAAAUGGAGAGGUUGCAAGAUUUAACUGUUUCCCUCUCGCUCUAUGGAUACGGAACACUAUUUAUUUACAUGGAAGAUACAUUUGUAGUAGAAAAUGAGCCUUUUUUUGGUUAUAUGCAGAAGCGCUUCACUUAUGAAGAUUUUGUUAUACUUGGUAAGACUGCAAAAUCACUAGGAAUAGAAAUUGUUCCAUCCAUCUUGCUCAUUGACGAUAUAAAGUCUCUCAUCAAUUGGCCAUUUUAUUCGUCAAUGCUCAAAGCUCCUCCGAAUAAUGAAGCAAAAUAUGAGUUACUUCAUCGUGUUCUACUUGCUGUGUCCGAACCGCUAGAAUCGAGACGCAUUCACAUAAGUAUUGGUGAGAAAACCCACGCAUAUUAUGUACAAAAAGUUUAUGCAAAGUGCUCUAAAUAUUUGGAACAUAUGCAAAUUGACAGAGAAUGUUUCAAUAUUGAGAUUGAAUCAUAUAGCAAGCAUUUGAAAAGAAUUGUUGAUAUCUCUAGAAGCUUAAAAAUUGUCCCAGUCUUCUAUACAGACUCAAUUGAAAUAUGUUACAAAGAGCAGAGUAUUAAUCGAGUGAAAUUUUCUGAAGAUUGCAAUGUGGAUAUAGAUACUGAGGCAUUCAUUCAAUUAAAUGAAGCUUUAGGUGAUGGUGAAAUUGAGUUUAUAUAUAGAAAUUAUGCUUUAGAAGAAAGUGCAUUCGAUAAGAAAAUAGUACUAUUGAGCUCUCUCCUGGAUAAUGAUGCAUUUCUCAAACAGAAAAGAAAUUGGAGUAUUUCCAUUAGCCUGUGGUCAUGGAACAGAUUUUGGGUUGCUUUAUACUGGUCAAUGAACAUGAUGGAAUCAGGAUUCAACGUAGCAUCGAAAAAUAAUGUAAAGCACGUUUACAUUACUGCGUGGUCGCACGAUGGUUCAGAGAUAUCAAUGGCUUCAGUCGAAGCUGCACUGGCUUUCUUUAGUGAGCUUGUACAUGCAAAGAAUGCGCAAAAUUCUCGAAGUGAUAUCAUGCAACGGGUAGACGAGUCAUUUAAAGUUUUGUUUCGCAGACCAGCUUCGUUCUCGGACAUGUUGAUUGCUUGUGCUCUCGAUCAACCAUCAGAAACCCCAGUCGGGUGGGGUACCACAAAUCUUGCGAAAUGGUUGACAUGGGAAGAUCCUUUGACAGCACAUCUAAAUCCACAGCUUGCAGAAACGAAUAUGAUUACACAUUAUAGAAUACUUACCGAUAAUCUCGAUACUAAAAUAUCUCAUUUUCUGAGACAGUUGAGAAUACUAGGAUCCGAGUUUGAUGGAAUAGAAUAUCACCCUUUGUCAUUUCCUGCAGCAGUAGCACGCUUCCUCCACAGAAAGCUCACUUUUUAUAAAAUGUUUUCUAUCUCUUACUCCAAAAAUGACAAGAAGCAAAUGGCAAAAUUAAUAGGAAGAAGGAUUGAUGGGACAAAGUUAUCGGAAGUCAGCGUUUUAGAAGAUUUGUUACUAUGUUUAAGUUCACUGCAUUCACUACAUCAUAGAAUAUGGAUGUUAGAGUUUGACCCUCUUGGUUGGGCGAAGAUUGAAAGUAGGUAUGGUGUACUUAAAAUUCGAAUAGAAUCAACAGGAAAAUUGAUUUAUUCAUAUCUUCAAGAUGAAAGCUAA
Molecule: messenger RNA, 2265 nt
Organism: Bathycoccus prasinos
Lineage: Eukaryota; Viridiplantae; Chlorophyta; Mamiellophyceae; Mamiellales; Bathycoccaceae
Product: N-acetyl-beta-D-glucosaminidase
Exons: 2
Coding region: 1-2265 (754 amino acids)
Source: RefSeq, a predicted model, not a curated record